ACAUGUUCUAGCCUACUCUCUGGCGAAUUUCUUUUGUAAUCUUUACUCUCUCAUAUUUUACGUGCUCAAUUCUUAGUAUUGGGGUGGAGCUUUCAAUAAAAACUAACAAUCCAACCGGAAAACAUGGCCGACGACGACAGCAGGCGUGGUGUAGCCAGUGUGGGCGAUGCCGACUCGGCUGAGCAAAGCACCAACAGCGGUGACACUCUACAGGCUGAAUCAAUUGCGUUGUCUGAUGACGUUGCAGUUGCCUGUCAACCGACUGAGGAGACACCAGAAGACAAGGCAACUCAAGUUUCUGCAGAGAUAUCCUCAAUUUCAAGGUGGUGACUUGCAUUUUGGGAAACCAAUACCAACUGUGCUAUAGAAAAGACUGAAGCAACAUCAAGCAUACCAGUAAAGAGGUCAUCUAUCUGUUCACACAAGACAUGCAACUUUUUGUAUCAACCAGACCAGUCCAACGAAACGCACACCAACGAAACGCACACCAACGAAACACACACCAACGAAAACGCAUAUCUUCAGACAAUAACUCUCGAUAGAUUAGCCAGGACAUUUUGUGUUAGUUGAUUCAUCGCGGAGGGUGUGCUGCCGGAAUGGAAGACGAUUGCAACCGUCCAAUCUCGUCGUCUUCGCCCAGGUCGACAACGCCUUCCGAUAUCGUCGAGCGUUGGGUCCAUCUUCAGCGGGAGAUGAAUCAACACACGUCGACGUCCGAAUCAUCGCCCGUCCAUCGCAUCCGGCCCAUAGUCAAAUCGUCUUCACGUCCAACCAAGAGCAGUCCCUACCGACAACAGCCCGUCGAGAGUUUGACGGUCAGUUUCGCUUCGUUACUCGUCGAUCAGAUCAACGGCUCACCUUCCAAAGCGACUUGUUCAUCCAGCACCAGCAAAAGAGGUAAGAACUACAAGAAAACCAAGAAGAAAUCUCGGUUCAACAACACCCCCACCGUCAAAAUUACAAUUCGCAACAACAAACCCGUCACCGAAAUUGAUCACGUUGAAGAGUGGCUACAACAACGGAGUGCUCAUUACGCCUGGUGGCGUAAAUUCGUCCCGUCCAACAGUGUCUGCGCCAAUCCGACUGUGGUGGCCUUUAAUCGACCCAGUUCCAGCACAUUUCCGGUCGUCACCAAGAGUUUGAGUGUCAACCAUUCGCAACCCAAACAGCCUAAAGCUCCUCGAUGCGUCUUGUGGUUCCAGUUUACUGGCAAUCCUUCGAAGCCACGCCCGAGCAGUUGCCACAAGACGCCGGUUUCAUCCGCCCGGAUGCACAGCAUCCGCAUCGAACAGCAACCGUUAGGCGGUGCCAACGCUCUAGUCUUCGUGGCCGAUUUGCGUAUCGGCGAAGACUUUGCCAUCGUUUCCCGACGUCAACCGGGAUUCACCUUCAGUCUGACUUUCUUCAUCGAUGGAGUCCGACACGCCCGACUCAGCGGCUGCUGCGAAAACGCCCGGAACAUCCAUGUGCCGACGCGAGUUGGCGGUCCGAUUGGAGCAUUUGUCUUGAGAUCUGUUCAAGGAGGAGAACAGUGUCAAGUGUGUGAGAAAUCGGCUCCUUUUGCCGACCCGGAAUUGUUCACCGUCUGGCCCAAAAGUCACCACAGGCAGUUCAUAAACAGCAGUCAAGAAUGCGGAAUAGAAAGGAGCCAGGAUAACCAACACUAUCCAUCGAGGAGACGCAGUUCGCUGAAACGGGCAAAGGCGAUGAGUGCGACGGAAUUGGCGGCGACCGUUUCCAGUCAAUCGGUGGACGACGAGCAGCCGUCCUCUGAUGUUCUCGGCCCAGGAUUCACGUCCAACGAAGACACUUACGAAGAGAAUUUUUAUUCGGAUGUUAUCGGGCCUUCCACCGAGGAAACGUGCCAGGAGCAACAAUCCUACGAAGUCACCGCCACCACUGGGUCCCAAUCCGAAGUCUACGAGGAGCAAAUUUCAUCAGACCUGUUCAUCCCUUUCGGUUCCGUUUCCAUAGAAGAAGUCUUCAGUAUCGGCAGCCCUUUAAGAACACCCCAUUCGAGUCCCCGAAGCUUUAUCGCCCUAGACUAAAAAUAAAUUAAAUUAAAUAAAUUAAAUUCAGUUAUGACGCUACCGACAUGUCAACCAUGUUUUGUUUCCUUUUUGGCAUUUGUGGUUAAUGUUAUCAACACAGACGUUGUAUUCGAUAUUCUGUACAAUUGGGUGAAGGAAUAAAGGUCCGAUCUUAGUAUAGAUAAUAAGUAGGCAGUUACAAGAAAUUCUGGUGA
Messenger RNA from Daphnia pulicaria, 2245 nucleotides. RefSeq lists its product as uncharacterized. The transcript is spliced from 8 exons. Lineage: Eukaryota; Metazoa; Arthropoda; Branchiopoda; Diplostraca; Daphniidae. Bases 597 to 2048 code for a protein of 483 amino acids. The record is from RefSeq and is a predicted model, not a curated record.